AUGGAAGAUGACAAAGUAGCCCGCGCGACCCCUGCGCAGGGUGACUCGGAUGAAGAAGAAGAUAUGCCAGACUAUCGCGUUCUCUCAGCGCUGUCUUCCAAGCACCUGUCGGCUGGCGGCAUGUCAACGGAUGCUUCCGCGCCAUCUAUUCCCAAGCGUGGAGAAAAGGAUUUCGAGCCAACCGGAUUCGGUGGUCAGACCAAGGUCUUGGAACAGAGCCGACAUGCACUAUUCACAACGAUCUCUCUUCCUCGUGCUCAUUCUAGCAAGACUCUAUGUACAGCCACUUGGGACCCACACUUUCAACGUGCAUUUGUGCAUGCGCAACGAGGUCAAUCGUGCACGCAUAUGGGCGUUUCACAGCGUCGACGAGUGGAGAGUGGGCAAAAACAAACAUGCUUAGAGCUCUUCCCCGAAGAAGCCAUCUAUCUGAUCGAACGUGGCGCGCUGGACUGUCGCUGGACUCAGACACCGGGCACUGUACCCUCUGCUGACGCCUUCCUGUCUUGUAUACCCAUAUCGGUUUCUCAAGCCUUUUCUCACUUGAUGGGUCAAGAAGGCUGUACCAUGGCACGUUAUCAAAUUUACGCAUACCUCAAGCGUCUUGGAUACAUUGUACAGCGCGCAUCGCUCGUGGAUCAAUUACGUGCCCCAGACCCGUCCAAACUGUCCACACCAAAAAAGAGCGUACUUGUGGGGCUUUUGUUAGGCUGGUGGCGUACAUGCACACGUAUUUGUUCCAUGAUAUAUCAAUUCCUUCGAUGGUGUAUCCGAAAAUUAUGCACGAGGCAACGUGGUCUACUUGGCAUCUCCGCCACCGAUUCAUUCGAUACUGUAUUCGACACGCUGCGGAUUGUAGCAACAGAUGAACCAAAGUCACCAACAAAGCUCGUCCAGGAUGAAUCACUCCAGCCUUUCUUUUAUGCGUGGCGACCGGCAUCACACUUCAAGCGAACACAUCCGCCACCACCGGAAUUCCGCAUAUGCGUUCUCGAAACGGACCAACAUCCCAUGCUAAAUGGACACGACUUUGAUACGCUCUUCUCGCACAUUCCCAUCCCUUCAUCUACAGGCUCACAAGGCGAUGACAGGGAACUUGCAGAAGUCCGUGCACAAAACAGGCGUGCAUAUGGCAAGCAACGAACUGCCCGCGUACCACCGGCCACCACCCGCAACCCGUCACGGCUUCGUUCCUUGAUUUCGCGUCUUACUUGGAUUCUACAUGUUCUGCAAACGUUUCUCUCGAAAUGGGGUAUCUCUUGUGCCAAGGUCAAGCAGACGCGUACCAACGUGUACAUUCCUUUGAAGGCGGGUCGUCGAAAUGUCGUGGUUGCCAUUGUAGACCAAGGGACCAUGUCUCUGUUGCGCUUUGGUGAAGCCCAGUUCAAUGAAUGGCGCCUCGCAGGUCAUGUUCCUUAG
Messenger RNA from Malassezia restricta, 1419 nucleotides. RefSeq names its product tRNA-splicing endonuclease subunit Sen54. The record is from RefSeq and is a predicted model, not a curated record. The coding region runs from base 1 to 1419 and encodes 472 amino acids. Gene Ontology annotation, cellular component: tRNA-intron endonuclease complex. Lineage: Eukaryota; Fungi; Basidiomycota; Malasseziomycetes; Malasseziales; Malasseziaceae. Gene Ontology annotation, biological process: tRNA-type intron splice site recognition and cleavage. The transcript has a single exon.